GCUCUUUCUCUCUCUUCACAUGCUGCAAUAUAUUUAUACACAACUCUUAUAGCUACUGGCCAAAGAUCAGAAAAACCAUCAGUGCCUUCACUAUGACAGAUCCUCACUCCAAUUUAUACGCUGGAACCUUCAACUUCAUGCCCCUUUAUUCUCACCGUUCUUCUUUCACUUCUCAACCAAACCAUUUCUCUUCCUAUUCAUACUCAAACAUAACUAACACCACCAACACCUUCUCCAAUAUUGUUCAAUCAGAAACCUCCUCUUCAUCUUGUGCAGCUCCUCCUUCUCCUCCUCUCAGAGAGGCCCUUCCUCUCAUAAGUCUCAUAAAGCACAAGGAGAAUGAACCCUCCAACGCUGGCUGCGAAGCUGAAGAGGAAGGGCACAAGAAAGGAGACAUGGAUGAGACCCUUUUGACUGAAGAUGGUGAUGAUGAAACUGUGGCAGUAGCACUGCACAUAGGUCUUCCUAGCGUGGAUUCUUCUGAUCUUCUGGGAUCGGGGAAGAUCUCAGCUUGUGCACAAAUGGGUGAGAAAGGGGAAGUGAGUGUGGUUUCUGGACACCCUUUGGAUAGAUUAAACAAGGUUCAGUAUUGGAUUCCCACCCCUUCCCAGAUUCUCAUUGGCCCUACUCAGUUUUUAUGUUCUGUGUGCUCCAAGAGUUUCAACAGAUAUAAUAAUCUUCAGAUGCAUAUGUGGGGACAUGGAUCUCAAUACAGAAAGGGGCCUGAUUCUCUAAAAGGAACACAACCAUCAGCAAUGCUAAGGCUUCCAUGUUUUUGUUGUGCACCAGGUUGCAAGCACAACAUUGACCACCCAAGAGCAAGGCCUCUGAAGGAUUUCAGAACCCUUCAAACACAUUACAAGAGAAAACAUGGUAUUAAACCCUACAUGUGCAGAAAAUGUGACAAAACAUUUGCAGUGAAGGGUGAUUGGCGGACACAUGAGAAGAACUGUGGCAAAAUAUGGUACUGUUUAUGUGGGUCUGAUUUCAAACACAAAAGAUCUCUAAAAGAUCACAUAAAGGCCUUUGGCCAUGGUCAUGGAGCUGUUGAUAUUGAUUGCAUGCAGGAAGAUGAAGCUGCAUCCGAAGUUGAACAUGAUGGAGAUAGCUCAAUGUGAAAUUAAUGAGAUGGAUAAAGAAAAUUUAAGUAACUUUUCAUGUAGUUAAUUUCACAUACAAAGCUUGCAAUACAAUGUAAAAUGUGUAUGUUUGUGUA
This is a messenger RNA of Vigna angularis (adzuki bean), 1216 nucleotides long. RefSeq names its product zinc finger protein WIP2. Gene Ontology annotation, molecular function: DNA-binding transcription factor activity. NCBI's taxonomy places the organism in Eukaryota, Viridiplantae, Streptophyta, Magnoliopsida, Fabales, Fabaceae. Gene Ontology annotation, biological process: anatomical structure development; regulation of gene expression. The coding region runs from base 93 to 1118 and encodes 341 amino acids. Gene Ontology annotation, cellular component: nucleus. The record is from RefSeq and is a predicted model, not a curated record. The transcript has 2 exons.